UAUAUUGAGCAGUUUAUUUAGGAAAAAGUUGCUUCCUAAAUCCUACUUAAUGAUCACUACAAGACCCACUGCUCUGGAGAAACUCCAACACUGUAUGGCGUGUUCACGUUAUGCAGAGAUACUGGGAUUUUCUGAAGAUGACAGGAAGGAAUAUUUCCACAAGUUCCUUUGGAAAUAAUAUUGAUGCAACAAGAGCCUUUGAUUUUGUGAAACAAAAUGAGAUGCUUUUCACCAUGUGCUUUGUCCCCAUUGUGUGUUGGAUCAUCUGCACUGUUAUGAAACAACAGCUGGAGGCAGGUAAAGAUUUUGCACAAAAUUCAAAAACACUCACUGCUGUGUAUAUGCUUUUCUUAUACAGUUUAUUAGAGCCACACAGCCACAGAGAAAACCAAAACAUUCACGAUAAUCUGAAGAAACUUUGUUCCUUGGCUGCAGAUGGAAUUUGGAAACAGAAAAUACUGUUUGGGGAGGAAGAAAUAAAGGAGUACAGUUUAGAUGAAUUCUACUCUCUCCCCCUCUUUCUUAAUGAGAGUGUUUUUAAAAGGGACAUCGAUUGUGUAAGUGUCUACAGCUUCAUUCACUUAAGCUUUCAAGAGUUUUUCGCUGCUUUGUUUUAUGUACUGGAGGAAGAUGAACAAAUGAAAUGUUCAGUGACUCCUAACAGAGAUGCAAAACUGUUAUUAGAAUACUAUGGAAAAUCUGGAAAUUAUUUAAUGUUAACAGUGCGAUUUCUGUUUGGUCUCUUAAAUGAAGAGACAAUGAAGGACGUCAAGAAAAAAAUUGGCUUGAAGAUUUCACCUAAAAUAAAGCCAGAUUUACUGAAAUGGGUAAAAACAAAACAAAAAAAAUUGUCAUUUUCCUCUUCGCAUGAUGAGCUGAUUUACAAGCUUGAAGAAUUUCAUUGUUUGUAUGAGAUCCAAGAAGAAAGUUUUGUGAAAAGUGCUUUGGAUCAUUUCACUGAAAUAGAUAUAAGUAAUUACUCUUUAACCCAAAUGGAUCAAAUGGUUAUUUCAUUCUUUGUAAAGAGUUGUCCUACACUGAAGUCACUUUGGCUCUCUGGAUGUAGAUUUGGAGUUGAAGACAAGAAUGAAGAAUUAGCCCCACCACCAGCUAAGCAGUUAUGUCUGAGAGAACAGGCUGAGCCAAAUAAUUCACCUGUCUACCUGCUGUGUCAAGCACUGAAGGAUCCAAACUGCAAAUUAAAGAAACUGAAGUUAGAGAUGUGCAGUCUCACAGUUGCUUGUUAUAGGGACCUGUCCUCUGCUCUCAGCAUUAAUCAGACCCUGAGAGAGCUGGACCUGAGCUAUAAUGACCAGGGAAACCGAGCAGUGCCGGACCUAUGUAAGGGACUAAAACAUCCAAACUGCAAACUGCAAACACUCAGGUUGGAGAGUUGUGGUCUCACAAUUGGUGGUUGUGGGUCUCUCUCCCACAUGCUCCGUACCAACCAGACCCUCUCAGAACUGGAGCUGAAGUGGAAUCGACUGGGAGAUUCAGGAGUGAAACUGCUGUGUGAAGGGCUAAAAUGUCAAAAUAGCAGAUUGCAAAAAAUAGUAUUGUGGGGUUGCGAACUUACAGCUGAUUGCUGUGAGGAGCUCUCUUCUGUUCUUGCUACAAGAAAGACCCUGACUGAGGUUAACCUGAAUUUAAAUGAACUGGGCGAUUCUGGUGUGAGGCGGCUGUGUACGGGGCUGAAACAUCCAGACUGCAAACUGCAGAAAUUGUGGUUAGAUAAGUGUGGUCUCACAGCCAAUUGUUGUGGAGUGCUCUCCUCUGUUCUCAGCACCAGCCAGACUUUGAUAGAACUGAGCCUGAACUUGAAUAAACUGGGCGAUUCAGGAGUGAAGCAAUUGUGUAAGGGACUGAAACAUCCAGACUGUAAACUGCAGACACUGGGUUUGUUUAGCUGUGAUCUCACAGCUGAUUGUUGCAGGGAUCUCUCUUCUGCGCUUGGUAUGAAUCAGGUCCUAACAGAGCUGGACCUGAAGUGGAAUCGCCAACUGGGAGAUACAGGAGUGAAGGUGCUUUGUGACAGACUGAAACAUCCAAGCUGCAGACUUAAGAAAAUAAGAUUUUCUUGGUGCAAUCUUACAGCUGAUUGUUGUAGCGAUCUCUCCACUGUUCUCAGUACAAAUCAGAUCCUGACAGAGCUGGACCUCGGGGAGAACAACCUGGGAUAUCCAGGUGUGAAGCUGCUGUGUGAAAACCUGAAAUACCAAAAUUGCAAGCUCAGGAAAAUAAGGUUGCGCUAUAGCAAUAUGAGUGAAGAAAUGAGGAGAGAGCUGAGUGCUGUGGAAACAAUGAACCCUCAUCUGGUCAUACAGUUAUAAUGUUGUGCAGCCCAAGAAGGGCAAUAGUUAACUUAUCUUCAGGGUGUUAAGGAUUGUUUCCACUGGGUGGAGCAAUUGAUAAUAUGGGAAGUAUACUGCAAUCUUGUUUGUUUAAAAAAAUAAAAAAGGCAGAGUUUUCUUUGCCUGAUCACGGUAAGAGAAAAACAGAAUGCAGUUCCUUGCUAGGAAAUCCCCAAGUCUGCUAUGUAGGGACUUAUGCCCAAGAAGCCCUCUCUCUUUGAUUCCUCUCAGGGUCGUGUUCACAACUUCUGCUGGCUUGCUCACUCCAACACACACAACCUGCAGGCAGUAUCCUACUCCCUGCAUUUGUGUGGUUUUUUCCCCAUAGGUUUUAUUUUUUUCCUGCCUUAUUUUUAAAAUAGAAAUUCAGGUUUUUGGAGACUGUGCAGCUGCAUCUACUCUAAGAUGUUACAUGAUACUUCCGUAAUGUGAUGCUCAAAGCAGUGCCUCUCCAUCACUGGCAGCAACGGUGGGAGUGGUAAAUCAUCACAUUAGUUAAGCACUGAUUUGGACAAAGUGUGGUCAACUAUACCUUCCUUCACUACUACUGCCCCAAGGCACUGAGAGAUAUACCGGCUGCUCCAAUCCCCAGAAGAGUGCGUAGCACGCGACUGGAUCAGUGUAUGAGUGGCUCAGUCUGCUGUGGAGGAGGACGAUGACUUCCCUGAUGACUUUUAGCCCAGUGGUUAGGAUACCCACCUGGGAUGGGGGAGAGCUCCAGUUCAGGUCCCCUUCUCCCCCUCACGUGGAGAGGGAUUUAAACAAGGAUCUUCCACCUUUUAGGGGAGCGUUCUAGCCACUGGACUAUGGGACAAUCUCAGAAGGGGCUCCCUCAGUCUUUCCUGUUGAAGUUGUUCCACGUUAAGUAAAUAAUUAAAUAUUAGGUGAGCCCAGAGAAAGAGUUAGAAUAUUUCUAUGCAUAUGCAUACUGGUUAGGGGCACUCACCCGAGAAAGGGCUGAUCCCUUUUCAAAUGCCUUCUGCCUGUCAGGUGGAAGGGGGACUAUGAACUGGAGGUCCUCCACAUGCGGAUGAGUACCCUAUCCUCUAGGCUAAUGGCUUGGGCAGGGGGUGGUGUGCCUCCUCUUGGUUUUGUUUCAGCCUCCGCAUGUGACAGUGGCCAAACACCUAGCUUCUCCCAGUUCACAGAUCACAAGCAGAGAAGUCCAGACUACAGGGAGACACCUAAGUGCCUAUCUCCGAGAGAGAGGCAAGUCUUAGCUCACAACCCUCUUGUAAGCAUCUCCCAUUGGCUAGCGUAAGUGCCUCACCCCUGGCAAUGCUGGUUUUGUGGAACGCAGUCUAAGGCACCUCUCUCCUCCCCCUUCAUUGUAUUGGGAGCCUAGGUGCCGAACUCAGGCUUUGUGGAUCACAGUGUUGUUCCUGUGAUUUUUCUAGGCACCACAGUGCUCAGUGUCUGUGUCCAUUCAUGGAUCCCACCCCUGGCUACUGAAAAUGAAUGAAUAACAAAACCCAGUCCAAAUGCUCACAGUGGCCAGUUGGAGUAGGGCCGGGCUCACAGGGAGCCUGAUGCUGAGAAAAGCUGAUCAUGUGCAAUUCCAGUUAAAGUCAAGAUUAAUCCCAAAUUGGGGCCCUAAUUUACUGGCAUUUCUCACUUACUGGCAUUAAAUGAUUUAGGGCUAUAGUUUAAAAAAAUAGCAGCAGUUCCUGUUGUUCUUAACAGGAGCUAGAAGCUAAACACCUUGAAAAUCUGGCUGGGUAGGUGUUUAAAAGGGAGCUGUUGGGUGCUGAGAUAGCCCUAAAUCUUUAGUGAGAUUGAAUGUAGACAACCUCACUGUAGCAAAUUUUUUUGGUUCUGUGUUUUCUGUUAGUUUACUCUGAAUCAAUAGAAACAGAUUUAUUCACAAAGCUUUAUCAUUUGCAAAGCAACGCGUUACUUAGUUGAAGGCUAUUCUGUUCACCCCAUUGCACUAAACCAAUGUUAAAACAAGAGGUCCUGGUUAUUUAUAGAUCACCUGAUUUAGCUUUCACUGGGAAAGUCAAUGGGAGUUGGAUCAGGCCCUCCAUGAAGAAAUAUGGUCCUGCUGCAAUUAUUCUCCCUACCUAAUAACAAAGUGAACUAUGCACACUGGACGGAAAUGCAGAGAGCUUCAUUUAUUUUAAUAGGGUAGCUACAGUUGCUUUGGGAUCUUAAGGGAAGAGAUGAUCGUGAUCAUCUCUAUAGCUUACACUGUCCUGAGUUUAAUUUUGGAAACAUCUUCCUCUGUCAUUGUUUUUCUUUCCUGUGCUAUUUUGUUUAUGGAUUUUAUAUUAUUAAUAGUCAUUUUUUAAAAGUUUAACUACUAAACACUUGAAACAAGAUGAAUAAAUUAUGAUUGCUUGUCA
Molecule: messenger RNA, 4696 nt
Organism: Mauremys mutica (yellowpond turtle)
Lineage: Eukaryota; Metazoa; Chordata; Testudines; Geoemydidae
Product: NACHT, LRR and PYD domains-containing protein 3-like
Exons: 9
Coding region: 111-2330 (739 amino acids)
Cellular component (GO): cytoplasm
Molecular function (GO): protein binding
Source: RefSeq, a predicted model, not a curated record